This is a messenger RNA of Globicephala melas (long-finned pilot whale), 2784 nucleotides long. RefSeq names its product cathepsin B (gene CTSB). Gene Ontology annotation, cellular component: lysosome. Gene Ontology annotation, biological process: regulation of catalytic activity. Gene Ontology annotation, molecular function: cysteine-type endopeptidase activity. The record is from RefSeq and is a predicted model, not a curated record. Lineage: Eukaryota; Metazoa; Chordata; Mammalia; Artiodactyla; Delphinidae.
CGUGGAUCCUGGAGCUCCGCCGGGAAGACCGAGGCUCGUGGGGUUCCAGGGACCCACCCGCAGUCUGAAUUCGAAACGAAUACAAACCCCGGGCGCCAGCUCUUGGCUGGCUUCAGCGUGAGGCUCCAGAAGAGGGUCUGUCCAAUCUACGUACGACGAGAGGGCACGAACGGCGGUGGCCUGUUUGCAGUCUCGGGGAAACUGGUCCCUUGAGAUUAUAGGAUUUACUCGGGUUUCUCUGGCUCCGGAGUCCAGUUGACAGAUGAGGAGGCUGCCAAAGAAAAGUGAAGCUAGCAGAGACGGGUUCAUGAGGUUGAAGGAAAGAAGCCGUCUCCACCACGUAAAAGUGCAGAGUGAAGCGGCAAGUGCUGAUGGAGAAGCUGUAGAACCCAAGAGAUCCAGCUCAGAUCGUGCACGAAGGUGGCUGUGUAAUAAGGAAGACCCUUUGUAUUCUAUUACAAGUUCAUCACUAAAAGGAUGUUUCCCAGAAGCUUAAAUGAUACAUAAGGGCCCAUCUCUGGGAACCCUGCCCCCCAGGUAGUGAGCAUUCAGCUAAACUACCUGUGUUUAGCUCCCAGGAAACAUCCUGACCCAGCCCACGUGUGAAUGGCUGCAGGAAGGAAGAAAUUAACCUAUCCCCUCUGGAGGCUGACUGAACCAGGACUUUAUUCCCACCCCUUUCAGUAUAAAAGAAGUCUGAAUUCUAAAUAGGGGAAGAUGGCUCCUUGGGACACGAGUCUACCAUCUUCUGAAGCCAGCCAGGAGCCUUGCUGCUUGUGGCCCGCCGGGCCCCAGAUUGGGGGAUAUUCUGGUAAGGCCCGGGCAGCUGCUGGAACACUUGUCCUGAGACUCUUUCCUUCAAAAUUCCCUGAAGCAGCACUGGCUGCCCCUUGGCAAAUGGAGCAGGGAAUUGACAUCUGGGAGCUGACAGGCUCAAUACAGUAGGGUUAAUCUAGGAUCCAGUUUCCAAAAUGUGGCGGCUCCUGGCCACACUCAGCUGCCUGGUGGUGUUGACCAGUGCCUGGAGCAAUGUGCAUUUCCCGCCUCUGUCAGAUGAGCUGGUCAACUUUGUUAACAAGCAGAACACUACGUGGAAGGCUGGACACAACUUCUACAACGUGGACCUGAGCUACGUGAAGAAGCUGUGUGGCACCUUCCUGGGCGGGCCCAAGCUGCCCCAGAGAGCUGCCUUUGCUGAGGGCAUGAUUCUGCCUGAAAGCUUCGAUGCCCGGGAACAGUGGCCAAACUGCCCGACCAUCAGAGAGAUCAGAGACCAGGGUUCCUGUGGCUCCUGCUGGGCGUUCGGGGCGGUGGAAGCCAUCUCUGACCGGCUCUGCAUCCGCAGCAAUGGACGUGUCAACGUGGAGGUGUCCGCCGAGGACAUGCUGACCUGCUGUGGCGACGAGUGUGGGGAGGGCUGUAAUGGCGGCUUCCCCGCUGGAGCCUGGAACUUCUGGACGAAACAAGGCCUGGUGUCCGGGGGCCUCUAUAACUCACAUGUGGGCUGCAGGCCCUACUCCAUCCCCCCCUGCGAGCACCACGUGAACGGCUCCCGGCCCCCGUGCACGGGGGAGGGCGACACCCCCAAGUGCAGCAAGAUCUGUGAGCCCGGCUACACCCCAUCCUACAAAGAAGACAAGCACUUUGGAUGCAGUUCCUACAGCGUCUCCGGUAGCGAGAAGGAGAUCAUGGCGGAGAUCUACAAAAACGGCCCAGUCGAGGGGGCCUUCUCUGUGUAUUCGGACUUCCUGCUGUACAAGUCUGGGGUGUACCAGCACGUCACAGGAGAGAUGAUGGGAGGCCAUGCCAUCCGCAUCCUGGGCUGGGGAGUGGAGAACGGCACCCCCUACUGGCUGGUCGGCAACUCCUGGAACACUGACUGGGGUGACAAUGGCUUCUUUAAAAUCCUCAGAGGAGAGGAUCACUGUGGAAUCGAAUCGGAAAUUGUGGCUGGAAUCCCAUGCACUCGUCAGUACUAGAAGAUGUAACUCCUGUGGGCCUGUCCGCCGGCCCUGGGGCAGUUUUUCCCUAAAUACCGCCAUUCAGACUGGGGAUGAGAUGCAGGGGUAGGAAUGUCUGAGUUUUAGCCAGGGCCUGAAGGACUGGGUCAGGCCGAGCCUCAUGUCUGCCAUCCGCACUGUCUUCCAAGGAGACGCAGCCAAGGCCAGCCCAGCGGACGGGCUGCUGUCACGACGCAAGCACUUAGGCAAGUAAGCGUCUGCCGAAGCAGAGCGAGCCUCUGCUGUAGACCAGCUGUGUAGUGCCUGCUGCCCCCGCCUCUGCGUCACCAGGGAGCAGGACAGACCGGAAGGGUUUGUAGUUUCCCAAAGGAGUGGGAAGCAGCGCUCUCCUAGCUAGAUGGAUUCCCACCCAAGCAGGCAGCUUUCUGGAUCCGGAAUAGGUUGAGAAGAGAUAGAUAGAUAGUGGGGGCAGCCCUUUGGAGAAAGCCACGUUCUCCCAGGGCCCCUGCGUCUGUCGAGGUCUGCAGCGCUGCUAACCCUCGCCGGUCUUGUCCUUGGCAUGAGUCUUAGGUUUUCUGUUGUGUGCUCCUCGGCUGAUCAGGUGGAUGAGAGUCUGCUGGUUGGAAGAGCUGUACUAGUGGUACAGAUUGUCUCCUUCAAACUCAGUGGUUGAGAUUUCUCUUACCUGCUGCUCUCUGAUAGCCCUCUGAUGCCACAGUCUGGGGAGAAGCCGGCUUUUACUGUUUUGAAAUCACUGCUUCACCCUGUUAAUAUAACAAAGAAAAGAAUGACUGCCAAUAAAAUGCCUCUUCUUCAAUGUGAA